Larimichthys crocea (large yellow croaker) is the source of this 1669-nucleotide messenger RNA. RefSeq names its product cell division cycle associated 3 (gene cdca3). Bases 170 to 1492 code for a protein of 440 amino acids. The transcript is spliced from 6 exons. Lineage: Eukaryota; Metazoa; Chordata; Actinopteri; Sciaenidae. The record is from RefSeq and is a predicted model, not a curated record.
UUCAAAAAUAACACGCAUGCAGCCGCACCAUUUAAAUGUUUUAAAAGUCGUCCGUGUCCCCUGUUUAUCCCGAGUGUGAAUUAGUGAAAAGAGAGAUCAGCAGCACGUUUGAACAACUCGUCUCGUUUAAGAAAUUGACCUGUGUGCCAGUUCAGGUUAAAUAAGCAUCAUGGGAUCCAGUGAGAGCAAGAUAUGUGCACCAAUAAAACCAGAACCAGCCAUCAAAAACGUCAGAGUCAAUCAUCUCGUUGAUCCACGCUCGCCUUCAACGGGAAUCGAUCGUACGCCCAUUCAGGUUGGUGGGCUUGGACUCAAAGCUGUUGUUGAGUGUCCACUGGCAUUCACGGAUCCUCGCUCACCUACUGUCGGCAUUUCCCGCACCCCUGCCAGAGAAGUCAUGAGAGCAACAGUUGGAUCCUUUGCUCGGCGCCUGGGCAUGCUUUUCCACAAUGAGAUUGAAGGCAAAGCCCCCGAAGCUCCUCAGAAACACUUGAGUGAUGCCGUGGAGGAGGAAUUUAAGGGCGAAGAGCUGGCUUCCACUGAGCCCCUCCUGACUCCUCAGCCCUACCGCAACUUCGGCUCCCUGGCUGAACUCUCUAACCUUCUCGACACUCCUGUGCUGCCCCCUCUCCAAAAUAUGGGCAGUUCGAGCCCCUUUGUGUUCCUUGAUGAGCCCCAAGUGCAGGUGGAGGUAGAAACUGAGGCUGAAAUUAGCCUGGAGGAGGCGGAAGAAGCAAAAGAGUCACCUCUUCACAAGAGAUUGAGCAUGAGCCUGAUAACUUGCCAUGAGGGCGCAACCUCAUCCCAGAUCUUUGCUGAGGUGCACCGUGACAGUACUUCAUCUCCAGUGCCUGGUGUGGGAGUGGAACCACUUGGAGAUUGUGUGGAUCAUUCUUAUGCUCUUCCGUCUAUCACAGUUGAACCAGAGUCUCCUGCUGAGCCUCUAUCCACUGAUCCAGGUGAUUCCCCAGCUCAGUUGUCCCCCUGCACUGACUCAGAUGAAGCGCCAUCUUCUGAGGAAACAAAAGACAAUGUUAAAGAAUCAUCUUUGCCUUCUGCACUUGCUUCAUCAGAGCCACCCACUGUCCCUAGCCCAGAGCAGCCACAGGCUGCCCCCGGCAUCCGCUGCCCCACCUUCGACCCCAAGAGCCCCAGUCAGGUGGUGUUCAAGCCGCAGUGGUUGGGAAAAGGUUUUGGCGCCACUGGGCUAAGAGCAAGAGGAGUGCAGGGGCACGUUGGAAAAGGAGGCUCCUCUCCUCUCGCUGUCCGCGUGGCUGUAAAGAAUGCAACCAAUGAAAACAAGGGACUGUCUGGAAAGCGGAAGCAGAAAGGUACUACUGAGGGCCGCUCCCCACUGCAGAUCCUUAAGACCAACUCACCCAGGGACCAGCUUUCUCAGACAAAGCUGAAGGUCUCCACCCCAGAUAAGCAGAGGCUAGGACAGAUGGAUCGCAGAGUGCUGGCAGUGUCUCUGGAUAAGGAGAAUAGAUGAUUCACCGCUGUAAUGUGUACAUAAUUCAUCUCACCACUUAUCUCUUAAAACAAGCUUUUAUGUGUACAGCUUUCUUAAAAUGAUGAUUUUCCGCCCCGUGUAUAUUACUUUGUGCUUUGAGCUGUUUUCUAUCCUGUAUUGUCCUCUUGUAAAUAUAAAUAAAAUUAUUUGCAUGUA